Orussus abietinus is the source of this 3270-nucleotide messenger RNA. RefSeq names its product cilia- and flagella-associated protein 251. The record is from RefSeq and is a predicted model, not a curated record. The transcript has 21 exons. Lineage: Eukaryota; Metazoa; Arthropoda; Insecta; Hymenoptera; Orussidae. Gene Ontology annotation, cellular component: motile cilium. Gene Ontology annotation, molecular function: protein binding. The coding region runs from base 1 to 3249 and encodes 1082 amino acids.
AUGAGUACACCCUCCUCGACGAAUUCCGAUGUGUCCGAUGACGAAGGGAAAAAGAAAAAACAAUUUCAAGAGGGCCACGGUAAUACGUGUCCCUUUAAACUAGAAUGGUCAUUUGGUAUCAAUCCAAAUGUUCCUGUAAUCAACUUGACGACCGAUAAACGUACUUUAAUUGCCUAUGCAUGUAACCAUGUAGGAAUAUUGUAUGAUUAUGUUAACAAAGACGUUAUACCCCUUCAGGGUCAUAAAAAUGAUGUCGCUACCUUAUCGGUUAGUAAAGAUGGAAAAUGGCUGCUUUCGGCAGAUUUUGAAAAUGAUUGCGUAGUCGUAGUCUGGGACACGGAAACACGAAUUCCGAUUUGUACGCUUUUUGAUCCACAUGGAGGUUGCGAAUUGUCCGCAGUACGGAUCAGUCCAGAUGCCAAGUACAUAGUAACCGUAGGCAAUGAGCCUUGUCAAAUUGUCAAAAUUUGGCUCUGGACUUACGGCAAGGAUAUACCUAACGGUGCUGUAACGAUAACUGAUAUGUUACAAGAUAGAAUUAAGAAUAUCAGCUUCAACCAUGAUUCGUCGAAUGAAUUUAUUUUGACUUCAGACUCUCACGUGUUAUUUGUUGCAUGGGAGCAUAACGCUUUCCACGUCCAAAAACCGACCGUGGUAGGAAGAUUACAAAAAUUUGGCGUCUUUAAUAAUUCCGUGUAUGUGUCAAAAACACAUGAAGCAUUUACCGGAACCGCAGCCGGGUUUCUCUUGAUUUGGAGCGAUACCGAUAACGUCAGUUCUUCCACGAUAGAUCCUACGUCUAGUGUAAUGAAGCAUGUAAAAAGUGUGCAGUUACAGGAUUGCAGUAUAACUCUAAUAAUCACUCACGAAGAUAUGAUCGUGACGGGCAACAGUUUUGGGCACAUUAAUUUCUAUGAUCACCAAUUGAAGUACCUCCACUCAUGUCGAAACUGUGAGUUCGAUUCGAUUUCGUCCAUCAGCUUCGACUGUCCCUCUAAAUUGACACGACCGUAUCAGCAUAAUGGUGAAUCGGACCGAUCCAGCAGUGUUCACGAGAAAGAUAUAAAUGAAGGAAACGAAUGUGAAGGUGAUCUUAAAACUGUGGAGAAGUUCCCGGGAGAGGAAGGAGAAAACGAAGAUAAAGAAGAAGAAAUUGUAAAGACAGUUUCUUCUAAUCUGACUAUUGACAUACAUUGUUCACACACCAUUGACAAUAAUGAAGCGACGCAAACGGGCCAAGUUGCAUGGAUAGAAUUUACGAAAGGGAAAUGCCAUUUUAUUAUGCACACUUCGGAAGUACCAAUAAUUGCUAUGGACAUACAAACAGAAAGAGAUUAUUUGGUGACCGGUAAUACAAUGGGUCUGCUCCGUCUCUACAACUACUCAAUACCCAGUCUGUUCCUGUCGAAGAAGACGCCGCCUUUACCGUCUUUUCAAUCGAUCCUGAACAGAGAAGUGAUUAAGGGAGAAAUCGUUUAUAUCACGCAAACUAAGAUGUCUGAAAACCUGACAUGUAUAACGGCCCUGAAAUUUUCACCGAGAGAUGAAAUGCUAGCAUGUGGACUUGAAAAUGGUGUGUUAUGGACGCUGCAUCCUGAUACUUUGGAACCAUUAGACGAUACGCCAUAUAGGCAUUCCCCAGGAGCAAUUUUGAAGAUUGCAUUUUCUCUGAACUCCGAAUUCAUGGCCUACUCGGACGAUACAUCAGCAGUUGCAGUGUUUAGAAGAAAUAAAAGUGCCUUUUCACUAGCAAACAACGAAAACACCCCAAUCUGGUAUUACGUGGGCAAAUAUCAUUCGCAUUUUAUGCCCAUUCGAGAAAUAUUGUUCGUUCCUCCUCCAGCCGGACUAACGACUCCUCGUCUUCUUUCGCUGGGAGAAGAUCGAGACCUCGUUGAAUAUGAUCUGGAAAACAGCGGACCAUACCCUGACCCAGGGUUGAAAAUUUUACAAGUCACUCGAAUAGAACGUGACGCCGUUCCACUUUGUAUGGCGCCAUAUCCCCAACUCAUGGUGGAAAGAUUUCUUAUCGUUGCGAAUUCCAAGUACAAGUUUAAGCUCUUGAAUGAAGUAACAAAAAUGAAUCGUCGGACCGUUCGGUGUCCCACCUUUAGUUCACCUGUUCAGCACAUAAAGAUGUUACCAGUCAAAGGCAUGGAUUCACACGCACAUAUGAUUUUCGCGACCGAAAAAGAACUCGCCAUACGAUUGGUUCCUUCGUAUGGUAACCCUUUCAUGAACGUGGCAAUAAUUGGUCAUCCAAGAAAGCUCAAAAUAUUAUGCGUCAGUUCGUGUGGAAAGAAGCUGUUUACUUUGGGAUAUAACGAUCACAGUGUGUUUAUGUGGAAAAUCAAUUUAAGGUCGGUGGACAUUAUGGCUCGUUUAGGUGGUUCUGGACUUUCGCCAUAUUAUUGCCUAUUAGAAGGAGGCAGUAACGGCUGGCUUGUGCAAGAACUGCAGGAUUUGUUUUAUUACGCUCAGAUUUUGCAACAGGGUGAGAAUACAAUGACGACGAGAAUAGUGACGGACAAAGUAUCCGUUAAACAACUGCCGAAUCUAAUGAGGGCAAUCGGCUUUUAUCCCAGCAAUUAUGAGUUGGAGGACAUGAUGAAUGAAGUGAUAUACAAAAACUACGCUGAAACUGGACAACGAGUGGACGAAAUCUCGUUCGAAGAAUUGAUAAAACUGUACAUAAAUCAUCGACCCGCGUUUGGCAUUUCCAGCUACGAAAUGAAAAAAGCAUUCUCGGCGUUUGACGAUUCGGCAGGAAGUCAAAAUCCAAAAAUGUCUCUCGAAGCCUUCAUCGAUGUGCUACUUGGUCGUUCAGGGCCCCACACAUAUUUGCCAUCCGAAGAAAAUAAGUUAUACGGUUCGUCCUACAUUGUAACGAAUUCUUAUUCGGGGCUUGAAAGAUUUGAUAGUAAAAGAAAGAAAGCGCCCGAUUCCGUUACCAGACAAAACGAACGAGUUUCUCACUCAGAUGUAUUUGGCUCGAAACUCUACGAACCUAUCUUUAACAAGACAGGGGAACCCCUAACUGUAUCAGAAGCGCAUACUUGUUUGACUCUUCUAAUGUCUCAAGGUGAUAUAAGAUCAAUCGCCGCUGCAAGUGACCAAGAUUUCCUGGAUGUACAAUUUAACUUUUUGCCCACGACGAUAUCGUACAAAGACUUUGCAAUGGACAUUAUGGGAAUCGAAUUGCCAGAAGGAAAGAGACAAGUGCAAUUAUCGGAAAACUCAAAUCCGUAAUCGUUACACUCCGAUAUUUAA